AUGGAUCUCUCGAACAUCUUUCGCUUGGUCAAUUUGGCCAUCGGUGUUAUCAUGGUGCUCGGCGGGAUUUCGCAGUUCUUCUUUGAUCCAAAAUUCCGGAAUAUAAUCGUUGGCAUCUACGUUAUUCUUUUCGGAUUGGCUACUGGCGGCCUUGAAAUCGUCCCAAAUGUUCCGACCCAGAUCUCUAGACAUGCCUCGUUCAUGUUCUCGUUCAUCGGAAGAGGAAUCUUUUACAUCUUUGUGGGGUGCAUCAUCCUUGAGCACCAUGUCCUCCGCAUUGUUGCCGGCUCGAUCAUCGGAGUCGUAGGUGUCGCCUACGUCGCCCUCGAGUUCAUCCCCUCAAUCGAGCCACCGGCGAACAUGCGGGAGGCGGAACCUGCGUGGGGUGCGGAACAGAUUUAA
This is a messenger RNA of Uncinocarpus reesii 1704, 402 nucleotides long. RefSeq lists its product as uncharacterized. Bases 1 to 402 code for a protein of 133 amino acids. NCBI's taxonomy places the organism in Eukaryota, Fungi, Ascomycota, Eurotiomycetes, Onygenales, Onygenaceae. The record is from RefSeq and is a predicted model, not a curated record. Gene Ontology annotation, biological process: vesicle-mediated transport. The transcript has 5 exons. Gene Ontology annotation, cellular component: Golgi membrane.